Penicillium brasilianum is the source of this 693-nucleotide messenger RNA. NCBI's taxonomy places the organism in Eukaryota, Fungi, Ascomycota, Eurotiomycetes, Eurotiales, Aspergillaceae. The record is from the annotation of a GenBank genome assembly.
AUGUUCUACCAGCCAGGCAUCACCGAACACAAUUUACCCCAUGACCCAUUCAAGGCGUGUGUAGUCCCUCGACCCAUCGGAUGGAUCUCCACGCAGAACAAAAAAGGCCAAGCCAAUCUGGCCCCGUACUCGCAAUUCAAUAACCUGACCUUUGACCCGCCGUACGUGAUGUUCUCUUCCAACCAGACUGUCAAUGGCUCGCGCAAGGAUACCGUCAUCAAUGCGGAAGAGACUGGCAAGUUUGUCUGGAAUCUUGCAACCUGGGACCUGCGAGAGGCCGUCAACAUCUCUGCCGAGCAAGUGCCGUACGGAGUGGACGAAUUCGAGCGGGCCAAGGUAACCAAGGAGCCGGCCACACUGAUGGAUGUCCCGAUGGUGCAGGAGUCACCCGUCAAGUUCGAGUGCGAGUAUCACUCUACCGUUCGCUUGCCCGGUAACCCGCCCAUGGGCACGGUGGACGUUGUCAUCGGCCGAGUGAUCGCCGUGCAUAUCAAGGACGAAGUGUUGACGGAUGGCAUUCUGGAUAUUCAAAAAACCAAGCCGAUCGCGCGGUGUGGAUAUUACCAAUACACCGUUGUUGAGAAGACGUUCGAUAUGGUUAUCCCGAACAUGUCGGAGGAUGUACUGUACGGGUUAGAAGGGAACGUGAAGCGCAAUCGGGAGGCCGAAUCGCGGAAUAAUCUGGAAGGAUGA